CAUGUGACUUCCUCUCAGUCUCUGGCUCCACUCUGUCAAACAGGAAGUCACUCUUUUUGUCUCUACUUUUUUGUCCUCUAGCAGUGACAACAGAGUGAUAGGAGCCGCUGAAUUCUGCAUUGGUACCCGUCUCUCCACUUUUGACCACAACGAAUUGCAGGGGGAACCAUAGAGGAACAAUGUUACGGCGAAAACCUUCCAACGCCUCAGAGAAGGAGCAGGUGCUGGAGAAGGUGCAGAAGAAGAAGCUCACCCUGCAGAGGUCCAGCAGCUUCAAGGACUUCAUGAAGCCCAAGUCCCCUGUAGUGCUGGACAAGGAGUUCAAUUUGGACUACACAGUGCCGGAGGAUGUGUCUGAGGAGGAGGCAGUGAAGAGUGGCAGUAAGCAGGGGAAGAAAUCGUGGCGUAACGUCAUCUCACGCACCAUGACCCGUAAAACCUCCAAGAGGGUACAGAAGGCUCUGGCAGAGGGGGGGGAAAGUGGUGAGGAGGGCUCCCCGUCCCCCACCACAGACUGGAUGCCAGACCUGACAGCAGGCAAUAGGACCUCCGUGUGCUCCACAGGCUCAGAGGACACCAUCUACAGCCCCCUCGCUCGCCAGCUCUCUGGGUGUGGGGACCGUCAGAGCCUAGACAGUGGCUACAGCCAGAGAGACAGCAUGAGGCUGGAGGAGUCCAGUCCUCCCUACACAGGCCCCUUCUGUGGUCGCGCCCGCGUCCACACAGACUUCAUCCCCAGCCCCUACGACAUUGAGUCCCUCAAGCUCCAAAAAGGUGACAUCAUCCAGAUAAUUGAGAAAGACCCGGUGGGCACAUGGACGGGGAAGCUCAACAACAAGGUGGGCACCUUUAAGUUCAUCUACGUCAACAUCCUACCGGACGAGACCACACCGCCCAUGAGGAAGAGGUGCUCCGGCAAGAACCGCCGCUCCAUGGCCAAAGACAAGCCCCAGACCCUGGAGGAAGUUCUGGAGAGGAUCGGUCUCAUCGAGCUGGGCUCUUUGCUGUCUAUGCAUGGCUUCCAGAGCCUGGAGGACUUUAGCGGACUGAAGGAGUCCCACCUCAAUGAGCUCAACAUCACAGAUGCUGAACAACGUACAAAGAUCCUGAAUGCUACUGAGCUGCUGCGUGAAUCGGAUGAUGAGUCUGAGCCAGAGGAGGAGGUAAGUAGCGUUGAGGAGAAGGGUGAUGUACCCAGGGACUCGGGCUGCUUCGAGAGCACAGAAAACCUGGAGAACGGGCGCCAUGAACCAGAGGGAGAGCCAGGUACAGAGCAGAAGUCUAACCGGGAGCCAGAGCAGCACCAGGUUGAAGAGGGGCAGCUGAGUUCUGUUGAGGAGCAACUGCAGGAGCUUACAGUGGAUGUGGUGGUCACCUGAAUACUGAAGAGAGGCUCUGGAAUUGAUGAGCCUUGGUUGGUUGACUGUACUGAUGGACAUUUUAUCAAAAGCCAACGACAAUUGGUUGAUUGAUUCAAACUAUCAGGAUAGAGUGAUAGUCAGGAUUAAGCCAUAUAUAUUGAGAGGGAGUGUCUUUUCAUUUGUGGCCUGCACACUUUUAAAACAAAGGUCACAAGGCAGCAGCUGGAGCUUCACCAGUAACUGUUGGAAAUGUUUUGGAAGAAUACAAGACUUUGAAAGCUUGGUGUGGUUGUAAAUAUUAAUAUUAAUUGAUUGCGCAAGUGUCAUCCUUUUCACUGAUACCAUGUCAUUUGAGCAGGCCUGAGUGGAUUUUGUAUCAACUCAGAGCCUUCUUGUCAUCUUUCCAGGCUACUAUUAGUUCUGACAUGGAUAUUAAAGACCUUAGUGAGGACAUACAAAUUGAAAUAUUCUUCUAUGUGUUUCUGACCUGAUAUGGUCACGUAUUUCAUAUUCCCAUCAACGGAUAGGUAGGAAAUAUACAUUUUCUGUCACUUUAAAAAAAUCCUUUAUUCUGUCAAGCUCUGUUUAUUUUUAACAUUUUAAUUGUGUUGAUGUGUAAUGUUUUUUUGCAUCCGUUAUUUGGGAAAUAAACUUAAAUAAAACCAUUAA
Messenger RNA from Oncorhynchus kisutch (coho salmon), 2030 nucleotides. RefSeq names its product SAM and SH3 domain-containing protein 3. The transcript is spliced from 8 exons. Gene Ontology annotation, molecular function: protein binding. NCBI's taxonomy places the organism in Eukaryota, Metazoa, Chordata, Actinopteri, Salmoniformes, Salmonidae. The record is from RefSeq and is a predicted model, not a curated record. Bases 180 to 1379 code for a protein of 399 amino acids.